This is a messenger RNA of Kazachstania africana CBS 2517, 2454 nucleotides long. It is a transcript of the gene CFT2, whose product is annotated as cleavage polyadenylation factor subunit CFT2. Gene Ontology annotation, cellular component: mRNA cleavage and polyadenylation specificity factor complex. Bases 1 to 2454 code for a protein of 817 amino acids. The record is from RefSeq and is a predicted model, not a curated record. Gene Ontology annotation, biological process: mRNA 3'-end processing by stem-loop binding and cleavage. Lineage: Eukaryota; Fungi; Ascomycota; Saccharomycetes; Saccharomycetales; Saccharomycetaceae. Gene Ontology annotation, molecular function: RNA binding. The transcript has a single exon.
AUGACUUACAAGCUCAGUUGCUGUGAUGAUGGGUCCGGUGUAACAGUAGGGACGAUAUUACGGUUUGAAUUUGCCACAAUUUUGAUUGACCCCGGGUGGAAUAAUAAAAAAGUCUCGUACGAAGAAUGUGUUCGCUAUUGGUCUAACAUUAUACCAGAAGUUGAUAUAGUAUUGUUGUCUCAACCGACAAUUGAAUGCAUAGGGGCAUAUACACUACUUCAUUAUAACUUUCUGUCGCACUUCAUAUCGAGAAUUGAGGUAUAUGCUACGUUGCCCGUGACAAAUCUUGGAAGGGUGUCUACUAUCGACUUAUAUGCAUCAAAAGGAGUCAUAGGACCUUAUACUACAAAUCAAAUGAAUGUGGAAGACAUUGAAAAAUCAUAUGAUCACGUUAAAGCACUAAAAUUCUCCCAAAUGGUAGAUUUAAAAUCAACGUUUGAUGGGUUGUCGUUAGUUGCAUACAAUUCAGGCUAUACCACUGGUGGUUCAAUAUGGUGUAUUAUGACACAUUCUGAAAAGCUUCUUUAUGCACGUAGAUGGAAUCAUACGAAAAAUAACAUUUUAGACGCAUCUGCUUUGUUAGGCCCAGGUGGGAAACCGUCAUCAGCGCUAAUGAGACCUUCUGCGAUUAUAACUACCUUAGACAGGUUUGGCUCUCCAAAACCGUACAAGAAACGAUCAAAAAUGUUCAAAGACCUUUUAAGAAAAUCAGUAACUUCCGGUGGAUCAGCCGUCAUACCUGUAGAAAUUGGUGAAAACUUUCUAGACUUAUUAGUUCUAGUUCAUGAUUUUUUAUAUGAAAACUCCAAGUCCGGGCUUAUUUCUCAACUGAACAUACUUUUAGUUUCUUAUUCAAAGGGUAGGAUAGUAACCUAUGCGAAGUCCAUGUUGGAAUGGCUUUCCUCUUCAGCAAUCAAAACCUGGGAAUCCAGGGAUAGCUCUUCGCCAUUUGAACUGGGGAAAAACUUCAACGUAAUAUUACCAAGUGAGAUAUCAAAAUAUCCUGGAUCGAAAAUUUGUUUUGUGUCUCAACUAGAGCCCAUGAUGGAUGAAGUUAUCGAAAAUUUAGGGCAAAAUGAAACCAGUACAAUAUUAUUAACAUCAAAAGUCAACCGUUCUGAAAUUGUCAGCGAAAUUUACAAGGAGUGGACGCAACUGUGUAAGAAACCUAGCGUAGAGGAGGGCCAAAUACUCCCAUAUUCCAGUUCAGUACUUUUAAAAAAAGUGAAUAUCGAACCACUAAGGGGACAUGAUCUUGACGAAUUCAAAAAGUCGAUAGAAGAGAGGAAGGAAAAAAGAUCUAAGAGUGAAUUGUUAUUAAGGAAAGAAGCCAAAAAUCCUGCUAAAUCUUUAAAUACAGACCGUGUCAAUGGAGGCUCCAUGGAUGGUGACACGUCCCAGAGCAAAGCAAUUGACGAAGACGAUGAUGAGGAAGAAGAAGAAGAAGAAGAAGAUAACCUUCUCAGAAUUUUGAAGGGCCAAAGUGGAGAUAAGUUGAGCGGUGUAAUUGAAUAUCCAGUUGACACCUAUGUACAGACCACCUCAACUCCCAAAAACAAGAUGUUUCAGUUUAACCCAAGAAAAGAGAAAAGAGACGAUUAUGGUACAAUAGUCGAUUAUAGUAUGUUUAUUUCUAAAGAAGAAGAAGAAGAAGAAUCUAAAAAUGCAAAUAAAAGACCACAGGAGUCGCAGAACGUUUCCAAUAAUUUAUCAAAACGUUCCCGUAGAGACACUAAUGUAAUGAAUGGCUCAACUCGCAAUGCUGAAAAUUUUGACAAUAUCGACUAUCUUAACACAGAUAAGGAUGCAAUGAAAAUAGCGCUCGCAAAUGAACAAGUCAUUCUAAAUUGCUCUAUUGCAUUUAUAAAUAUGGAAAACGUUGUAGAUCAAAGGUCUACCAGUAUUAUUUGGCCGUCAUUAAAACCCAAAAAGAUGAUACUUUUGGCUCCUGAGACAUUUCAAGAUCAAAAUACCGUGACAUUAAUGGAAAAGAAGGGCAUUGAAAUGUUCGCACCACAAUUGAAUGAAUACAUUGAAUUCAGUACAACCAUCAAGGCCCUUGAUAUAUCAUUGGAUCCAGAAUUAGACAAACUAUUGAAGUGGCAGAAAAUUGGUGAUGACCAUACUGUUGCACACGUUGUUGGUAGAGUAGUCAGAGACACUAUACAUAACAGUAUGAGAAAUAAACUGGUUCUAAAACCAAUCAGUUCCGGGACAAAAAUGCAUACAAAGAGUGGCUUACUUUCUAUCGGUGAGGUAAGGUUAGCAGAAGUCAAGAGAAAACUAACAGAACAAGGUCACGUUGCUGAGUUUCAAGGUGAGGGUACCCUAGUAGUGAACAACGAAGUCAUGGUAAGAAGGAUAAGUGAUGGUGAGACGAUAAUAGACGGUUCGCCAUCCGAAUUGUUUGAUAUCGUCAAGAAAUCCAUAACGGAGAUGCUGGCCAAAGUGUAA